This is a messenger RNA of Osmerus eperlanus (European smelt), 2749 nucleotides long. It is a transcript of the gene trpc1, whose product is annotated as transient receptor potential cation channel, subfamily C, member 1. Gene Ontology annotation, biological process: calcium ion transmembrane transport; regulation of cytosolic calcium ion concentration. The transcript is spliced from 14 exons. Bases 26 to 2500 code for a protein of 824 amino acids. Gene Ontology annotation, molecular function: store-operated calcium channel activity; protein binding; inositol 1,4,5 trisphosphate binding. Lineage: Eukaryota; Metazoa; Chordata; Actinopteri; Osmeriformes; Osmeridae. Gene Ontology annotation, cellular component: cation channel complex; plasma membrane. The record is from RefSeq and is a predicted model, not a curated record.
UGCCAGUAGCCUGUGAUGCUAGAAAAUGGUGCAAGUAAACAAGCCUGUGGAGAUUUUGUAUUCUACAGACACGUUAAUUAUAGAUAGGUGGUCGCUUGUGUCAAGUGGGAUGCACAUCAGUGUUUUGCCGUACUCGUUCUCCGUCGUAAUGGCAGCUCUAUAUCAGGGCACGGACGCGUCCUCUCCAGAUAAAUUUCUGGCCUUGAAAGACGUUAGAGAAGUAAAGGAGGAGACAACUCUGGACGAGAAGCUCUUCCUUCUGGCGUGUGAGAAAGGUGACUACUACAUGGUGAAGAAGCUUCUGGAAGAGAAACGUCACGGAGAGAUCAACCUGAACUGCGUGGACGUGCUGGGACGGGACGCGGUCACCAUCUCCAUAGAGAAUGAGAACCUGGACAUCCUACAGCUGCUCCUGGAGCAUGGCUGCCAAGCCACAGAUGCUCUGUUGGUGGCCAUAGACUCGGAGGUGGUAGGGGCGGUGGACAUCCUUCUGAACCAUCGUCCCCGGAGAUCCUCAAAGCCCUCCAUCGCAAAACUCAUGCAGCGCAUCCAGAACCCAGAGUACUCCACCACCAUGGACGUGGCGCCCGUCAUCCUGGCGGCCCACCGGAACAACUACGAGAUCCUGACCAUGCUGCUGAAGCAGGACAUCUCCCUGCCACGGCCGCACGCCGUGGGCUGCGAAUGCACUCUCUGCAACGCCAAGAACAAGAAGGACAGCCUGAGACAUUCCCGGUUUCGACUGGACAUCUACCGGUGCCUGGCCAGCCCCUCUCUGAUCAUGCUGACCGAGGAGGACCCCAUCCUCAGGGCCUUUGAGCUGAGCGCAGACCUCCGAGAGCUCAGCCUGGUGGAGGUAGAGUUCAGGAACGACUACGAGGAGCUGGCCAAGCAGUGUAAGAUGUUCGCCAAGGAUCUUUUGGCUCAGGCUCGGAACUCACGAGAGCUGGAGGUCAUCCUCAACCACACGUCCAGCGAGGACCUGGUGGACAAGAGAGGUCUGAUGGAGGAACGCAUGAACCUCAGCCGGCUGAAACUGGCCAUCAAGUACAACCAGAAAGAGUUCGUCGCCCAGUCCAACUGCCAGCAGUUCCUCAACACGGUCUGGUUCGGCGAGACGGCGAGCUACCGGCGCAAGCACACGUGCCUGAAAAUGGCCACGGUGCUCAGCGUGGCCAUCUUGUGGCCGCUGCUGGCCGUGUGCUACCUGCUGGUGCCGCGCUCGCGCGUCGGCCAGAUCAUCCACACGCCGUUCGUCAAGUUCAUCAUCCACAGCGCGUCCUACUUCACCUUCCUGCUCCUGCUCAACCUGUACUCGCUGGUCUACAACGAGGGCAAGAAGAACACGAUGGGCCCGGCGCUGGAGAUGAUCGAUCUCCUGCUCAUCCUCUGGAUCGUGGGGAUGGUGUGGUCGGACGUGAAGCGCCUCUGGUACGAGGGCCUGGAGGACUUCCUGGACGAGUCGAGGAACCAGCUGAGCUUCGUCAUGAACUCCCUGUACCUGGCCACCUUUGCCCUGAAGAUAGUGGCCCACAGCAAGUUCAAGAACGUGGAGGACACGGAGAGGAAGAACUGGGAUGCCUUCCAUCCCAUCCUGGUUGCCGAGGGCCUGUUCGCCUUCGCCAAUAUACUCAGCUACCUACGUCUGUUCUUCAUGUACACCACUAGCUCCAUACUGGGACCCCUACAGAUCUCGAUGGGCCAGAUGCUGCAGGAGUUUGGCAAGUUCCUAGGCCUGUUCCUUCUGGUGCUCAUCUCCUUCACCAUCGGCCUGACCCAGCUGUACGGAAAAGACCAGAAGGACCCGGCCAAGGACCCGGCCAAGGACUGCGAAGGCAUCUUCUGUGUGCAACAGAGCAACGACGCAUUCCACACGUUCAUGGGGACCUGCUAUGCCCUGUUCUGGUACAUCUUCUCCCUGGCUCACGUGGCACUGUUCGUCACGCGCAUCCACUACACGGAGGAGCUGCGCUCGUUCGUGGGCGCCCUCAUCAUCGGCACCUACAACAUCGUGGUGGUCAUCGUCCUCACCAAGCUGCUGGUGGCCAUGUUGCACAAGAGCUUCAGGCAGAUCGCCAACCACGAAGAUAAGGAAUGGAAAUUCGCCCGAGCCAAACUGUGGCUCAGCUACUUUGACGACAAAUGCACCCUCCCCCCACCUUUCAACAUCCUGCCCUCCCCCAAAACCGUGUGCUACCUGGUGACCAGCAUGAGCAAAUGGAUCUGCUCAUAUACCUCCACGGGCAAGGUGAAAAGGCAGAACAGCCUGAAGGAGUGGAGGAACCUUAAGCAGAAGAGGGAUGUGAACUACCAGAAGAUCAUGUGCUGCCUGGUCCACCGCUACCUGACCUCCACACGGCAGAAGAUGCAGAGCACGGACCAGGCCACAGUGGAGAACCUCAACGACCUGCGGCAGGACCUCUCCAAGUUCCGCAACGAGAUGAGGGAUCUGCUGGGGUUCCGCACCUCCAAGUACGCCAUGUUUUACCCCAGGAACUAAGCCUGACCGACCUCCCCCACCUCGCAACCCCCUGUUGCUCCAUCCAGGAGCCCAAGCAUGCUCAGAAACGCCCCAGGGAGGACAUUUGGACCUGGAACUCAACUGGAAAAAGAUAUAUUGGCCACCAAAGCCUCCAGUUUCUGAUGCCACGUGUAAUAUCCAAUUUUUUCUAAAAGAAAAAAAAAAGGUUCUAAAAGAAAUAAGUGGAUUAUUUUCAACAAAAACACUUAAUAAAGACUUGAAUAAAGA